CCAAGACAUUAUUACAGAACACAAGUAUGAAGCAUUUAAGCAUAAUGCUUGUCAAAUAUAAUUUGGGUAUUUGAAUUUGAUUUUUUUUUAGUAGUUUGUUUAAAUAAUUGCAAGCUAUUUCCAACUUGAAAUAAAUUUACGUGACACGUUUUUGUCUGGGUGUUUCAUAGUUUUUGGCCUCGGGGGCAUUUUAAAGACUUGUUUUAUCAGCAGGGGGCGGGCGAGGAAAGCAAAAGAUGAUGCACACAUGCGGGUUCUUUGAUCAAACACGGCUUAAACGAUUAUUUUAUUAAACAUAAAUCACAUGUAAAAUGAGUUUUGAUUUUUAAAAAUCUUUAUUUAUUUUUCGGAUGCAAGUUAAUGGAUUGACAUCGAUAUUAGUGGGUCGUGCGGCACAUUUUUCAUUGUUUUUUGGUUCCGUUGUAAAAAUGUUCCGCCUGUCGUUUUGGUUCUGUCCAAUCAAAUCGCGUAUUUUUUUCGGGAAAAAAAAUUCAAAAACACUCACUUAGGUAUUCUUUCUUUGCAAAAUAAGCAGAAAUAUUUUUUUCCGUCGUUGUCAUUGUACUUUUUUUUUCUUAACGCAGUGGUGGUAUUUCGACUUAAUUCAGACGCGCAGUCAUACAGAAACGCGCCUGAACCCGUGUUUCUAGAAACGAGAGGCUGGUUUUGACUGAGCCCUUCCCCGCAGAGAUGAGUUUAUUAUGAUGCUGCUCAUGGAGGAAUUCACAGCCGAAUAUUCGACCACGCGCUCAUGUUUACAUUCUGGAACUUUUGAAAAUGAGCGGGAAGUGUCAGUUAAUGACAUCACAUAUUUGGAUAGUUAGCCAUGUUGUGGCGUUUUAUCGGCUAGACUAAUCAUUUCGAUUUCCCCCCCAUUUUUUGAUAUUUUUUUCCGAUUUUUACUGAAUUAAUCAAUAAAAACAGGGCGGAUUUCGUCGGAAACGACAUGGAGAAACACGAACUAAACAGUUCAAUUCACGUUUAAAAAUGGCAUCCAGGACUGUGCAGGAUGAGCUCUGCAAUGCCUCAGCCAGGGGGGACUUACCACAAGUGCUAAGUUUGCUGCAACAAGGUGCUAAAGUCAAUGGACUUAAUUCAUUCAACAGAACUGCACUUCAGGUGGUCAAGCUCGCUUGCAGCGAGCUCGUGGACGCGCUCCUCCAUGCGGGCGCAGACCCCAACGUGCGUGACCACGUUUUAAAGCUCACCGUCACCCACGACGCCGCGCGCGAGGGGUUUACGGACACCGUCAGAGUGCUAAUCAAUCACGAUGCAGACGUGAACGUCGUGGAUGAGAAAGGUAACCUGCCGCUACACCUGGCCGCGCGGGAAGGACACCUGGAGAUGGUCCAGCUGCUGAUUGAACACACCGCCAAUCCCCGCGCGGCUAAUGCUCAAGGCUCCACCCCCUGGGAGCUCGCGCACGACUGCAACAGAAAGGAGGCCGCUGAAUUCAUCUGGGCUCACCUGGGUGAUGAUCCCACCUCAAAAUAAAAGAAAGUUGGAGCAUAAAAAUAAAAAAGUGUUAUCAGAAACAA
Messenger RNA from Oryzias melastigma (Indian medaka), 1538 nucleotides. RefSeq names its product cyclin-dependent kinase inhibitor 2C (p18, inhibits CDK4) (gene cdkn2c). The transcript has 3 exons. NCBI's taxonomy places the organism in Eukaryota, Metazoa, Chordata, Actinopteri, Beloniformes, Adrianichthyidae. The record is from RefSeq and is a predicted model, not a curated record. Gene Ontology annotation, cellular component: nucleus. Gene Ontology annotation, biological process: regulation of cyclin-dependent protein serine/threonine kinase activity; negative regulation of cell population proliferation. Gene Ontology annotation, molecular function: cyclin-dependent protein serine/threonine kinase inhibitor activity; protein kinase binding. Bases 988 to 1494 code for a protein of 168 amino acids.